AUGCUAGUUCUAAUUGUGGGGGUCACUGGUGACCUUGGACAACGGCUCGCCAACACCGCUAUCGCUCGAGGUGUCCAAGUCAGAGGCCUGGGGCGUAACCCUUCGAAACUGCCUUCAGACCUUCUGCAGAAGCUCGAAUCAUUUGUUCAGUCCGAAAACUAUUACGACAUCCGAGCAAUCGAGGAAGGGCUCACGGGGGUAGACGCAGUUAUCUGCGCUUAUUCGACCGAUCCGACUCUCUACCUCGACGGUGGCCUCAUUCUCCUACGGGCCGCAGAGCGAAAAGGAGUCAAAAUCUUUGUCGCUCCAACAUGGACCAGUAACUGGACCAACAUCUCCUAUGGUGACUUUCCGGUAUACAACAGCCUCAUGGCAUUCGCCGAUCAUGCAGCAAUGACAAGCACCGUGCGCCCAGUCUUUUUCAUCAACGGCGUCUUUGCAGAGUACACUCUCGUCCCAGACCAGGGGCCACUUCGCACGAAUGGUGAAUCUCUCGAGUAUCACUACUGGGGAAAUUUACACGAGCAGAAAACACCUUGGACUGCCAUGGACGAUGCAGCAGCGUGGACGAUUGAGGUAUUGCUCACAGAUGAAGGUGUGAAAUCUGGAAAGGGGGGAUUCUUCAAGUUUUACUCUGGGAUGAACUCGGCGGCAGAGCUCAUCAAGACUUAUGAACGUGUAGCUGGGACGGAGAUCAAGUUUGUCUGUGAUGGGACCGCAGAAGAUCUGGACAAGAAACUGGAGAAGACAAAGGAAGAGAAAGUGGACUUUUUCGAAGGUCUUCAUCUCAAUUGGAGCAAGAUUGCUAUGAAGGGUUUAUGGCAAAUUCAUGACCCGGUUGUGCUGGAUCAUGCCAAGAAGCCAACGACAUUUGAAGAGCACUUGAAAAAGCGUCUCGGGAAAGAAUAG
Molecule: messenger RNA, 909 nt
Organism: Fusarium vanettenii 77-13-4
Lineage: Eukaryota; Fungi; Ascomycota; Sordariomycetes; Hypocreales; Nectriaceae
Exons: 1
Coding region: 1-909 (302 amino acids)
Source: RefSeq, a predicted model, not a curated record